AUCUUCAGAGUUUUGGCUUCAACAUCUCCCCAAUUCUCUCCUUUCCCUCUUACCGAGUUCAAUCACAAGGAAAUGGAGAUCCAGGCAAGGCUAAUGGAAUACAGAUUCCAUUUCAUGGUAGCAAUCAUGGUGAGCGUGAUUGUGGCGUCUCUCUUGUAUGCAGCACCAAGGAUUGUGAACAUUUUAGCCUAUUUCUGGCCUCUGUUUGCGUCAACGGCCGCCUUCUUAGCGGUGGCAAUCACCUUCGGUGGCUUUCAACAGCUUUCAGAAGAAGCCACCGGCGAGAGACUGAUGGAUUACGUCGCCGGACGGCCUGAGGAUUCUCACAAGUACGAUUGACAAAGAUUUGCACACAAGUAUCCAUCUUUAAAGAGUUUUAACAAUGUACAUGAUUUGGUGUAACUUAUAUGUCAAAUAAAAAUGUGAUUGAUUG
Messenger RNA from Arabidopsis arenosa, 433 nucleotides. The record is from the annotation of a GenBank genome assembly. Lineage: Eukaryota; Viridiplantae; Streptophyta; Magnoliopsida; Brassicales; Brassicaceae.